GGGACCUGCCGCCUAACUUAGUAGCCCAUGACGUCAGUUAGUGGUAGCUGGGCACUACCGAGAGGAAGAAGUUAAGAUGGUUCUCAUCAAGGAGUACCGUGUGGUUUUACCCUGUAGUGUCGAAGAGUAUCAAGUGGGGCAGCUGUUUUCUGUGGCUGAAGCGAGUAAAAAUGAGACGGGUGGUGGUGAGGGCAUUGAGGUACUCAAGAAUGAGCCAUAUGAAAAAGAUGGAGAAAAAGGACAGUACACACACAAAAUUUACCACCUAAAGAGUAAAGUCCCAGGAUUUGUCAGACUCCUAGCUCCUGAAGGUGCCCUGGUUUUCCAUGAAAAGGCUUGGAAUGCCUACCCCUACUGCAGAACCAUUGUGACGAAUGAAUAUAUGAAAGAUAAUUUCUUCAUUAAAAUUGAGACAUGGCACAAACCGGACCUUGGAAUGCAAGAAAAUGUGCACAAACUUGACAGUCCCACGUGGAAGAAUGUAACGGUGGUGCCCAUUGACAUUGCAGACAGAAGUCAAGUGGCCCAUGCUGACUACAAGGAAGAUGAGGAUCCUGCCAUUUUCAAGUCUGUCAAGACUGGGAGAGGACCUCUUGGUCCCAACUGGAAGAAAGAGCUGAAUAGUAAUCCUGAAUGCCCAAGGAUGUGUGCCUACAAAUUAGUCACAGUCAAGUUCAAGUGGUGGGGCCUGCAGACCAAAGUGGAGAACUUCAUCCACGAGCAAGAGAAGAGGAUCUUCACAAACUUCCAUCGCCAACUCUUCUGUUGGAUUGAUAAGUGGGUGGAGCUAAAUAUGGAUGAUAUACGGCGUAUGGAGGCGGAAACGCAGAGAGAACUGGAUGAGAGGCGUAAGAAUGGCUCUGUACGAGGUACAAAGGCUACAGAGGAGUCGCAAGGCCAAGUCUUCGCAAAAAGGGUGAUGUGCGAGGAACCAGUGCUGCAGAUGAAUGAAAAGGAUUUUAAACACCACACCCACAAUGACAGCAGUUGUGAGGACUGCUAAGCGGGCUCCUUUGGUGCCACUUUUUUACCCUAACUGAAUCACGCUGUGGAGGAGGGAGCGCUGCUACCUGCAAUCAGUAGAGCAGAUCCCCGGCUUUAACCCAAUCAUAGUCAUUCUAUCCAGUGAGGAAUUGAUUUAUAGCCACCGAUACGAUGCUAGCUGAUGAGACUCUGGUUAAUUUUGAUCUUGGACAGAGAAAGGCCGGCUAUGGCCAUCAGGAUAUUGAGACCUAGUCUUCUGCAGAGAUGCAAAGAAAAGCUAUUUGCUUUUUUUAAGAAAAAAACAAAACAAAAGCUAAUUCAUCACCUUGAUUCCACAGUGGCAGGUGUUGGACCAAAUAUAUCCAGCUCCCCCAACCUCCUUUUUUUCCCUACCCAAAAAACCCCCAUUCCUCACAGAAUGAUGCCCUCUGUGACCUCUCUUUGUCUCUUCCUCAGUCUUAACUGUACACACUGUGGCUCAGUGUGUGGUUUGCAUUCCCUGGCAGGAGACUGUUUGUCAUGCUCUUGUUCCUUCCUGCCAUAACCUCCAUUAAGUGAUUACUAACAGCCUUGGCGUCUUGGCCCAUUGUAAUCCUUCUUCCAUCACCCCCCUCACCUUAUCGAAGCACUGCAUCUUAUUAACACUGACAAUCAUGUCUGUACAGGUAUUCACUCUCACUCCCACAUGCAGAGGUAACAGGAAGCCCACACACACACACACACAUUCAUAUGACACAUACAGUGCGCAGAUGAGGAUAAACAUACGAAUUCAUCCUUACACACACACACACACACACACACACACACACACACACACACACACACACACACACACACACACUCUCGCAGGUGUGGAUACCUUUGUGCUGACUGAUCUUGGAGAAACUCAAGCAGGGGCAGAUCCUUGCGAGCUCGUUCAGCUAAAGGAUGUUGCUUUGGAUAUGUUUACAGCUCUCACCCCCACCCCGUACUUGCUAUUCUGAAAACAGUCGCACAUAACAUACAUUGCAGCAUUCACCUCUCUAACAGAUGUCCCUAGAGGAAAAAAUAAAAAGUAAAAAAAAAAAAAAAUGCACUGAAAAACAGCCACAGAUGGUGCUACACCCCUCCAGCCUCUGUCACAAGCCAAACUGUGCUGCACUCACCCAGCCCACCACCAGAGGCCUUUCUCGCUCCUCCGGCUCUCUGAGGUAGACAGUUUCCAGAAGGCCUCCUCCUCCUCUGCAUCAUUCUAGCUGUGUUUACAGAUUUGUAAUUGCCUUAUCAGUGCCUAGUGGAUACCAGUACCAUGUAGAGUUGCUUAUGUGUCCAGGCCUUUACACCUAUCAGAGCUACUACACUUAAUGAACCUCUGCUGCCAGCCAUUGUUUUAGCUACCUCUCUCAUUUCUGACUGGCCAUUUUUCCUGAUGCCCUAAAGUGUGUCCACCAAAUGUUUUGGAAAAUGUCAGGCACCCAGUUGAACCCUUAAGACGCACAUAGGUUUGGGUUCUUUUUUGUUUUGUUCUGUUUUUCCCAUGUGAGAGGAUCUAUUAGUAUGCCACACAAUAUUUUUGUCAAAGCGGUUCAAAUACACGACUGUGCCUGGUAGCCGGUUUACAAAUAAAAUGUUCCUUCAAGCACUGUUUUUAUAUCAAUACUGUCUGGUUGUCAUCUGCAGACAUGCUCUUACAGCUCUCAACAACUUAUAUAAAGUUGAGCACAGAAAAGAAGCUCGGUGCCGCUUCAAGCUGCUGUCGUUUUAUUUUUUGCAUAGCGUAAAUACACGACACACUCGUGCUCAGGAAAAACGCUUUGGUGGACACACACCUCGUAAGGGUUAGCAUUAGCUGUUAGCUGGUACUUCUUAGGAUUCUUGAUUCUAGUCUUGACAAAAGAGCUUUAUCAGGGCGCAGACUUGUAUGUUAUUCCUUUGUUUCCUGGUAUGUGGAAGUGCAAUUCCUUUCCAUUCCCACAAGCAGAACUUUGUUACUAUAACAGCCAGCGUGCACCGUUUGUCAUGUAAAUCUUUACCUCAGACCAGCCAUUGGAAAGAGCUGCCAUAUUAAUGUCUUCUGGCUUUUCAGCUCUGUAUCCAGCUCUCUCUCUCUUUUUUUUUCUUUCUUCAGGCUUCAGAAUUGUGUCACAUCAGCCUAGACUAUUAAUUAUGGCUUGUGUUACAUGUAUACAGUAUGUGUGGUUUGCUCAUCUGUUCCCUCGUAAUGUUCUUGAAUAUUUGUGUGUUUUGGUUGCAUGUCACUGUUUUAAAUUGCCCAACAUAAAUUUGGGAUUUGUGUUUAGUAAUCGGUUUCCUGUUAUUUCCCAAGGCAGAUUAUAUGAUUAAAUAAUUUCAGGAAAGUAUUCUAGUGUGUUUGGUUAAUGACAGUCCUAUGAGGGCAAAUCUGACCAUGUCCAUGGUAAUUGGCUUUUCCAAAGAGAAUAAAUGGUGUUUGUGUUCAGCAAAUAUCGAUUUAAUAUAGGAAAAUUUGGAAAACUGUUGUCAGAAACAGCGGUUUUCAAUAACAGAAUCUUCUCAGGUUAACAAUAAGACAAAGAUAAUGUAGCCUGUUCCCUUUUAUCGUCUUUAUGUGUUAGAACCACUUGGGUUUUUGUUACGGUCAUGAAUGCAUAUGUCUGUGAGCAAACAGUGUAAUUAGUGUUUCAAAGUUCAUUUGAAUGAUUCCUCAUGUGUGUUUGAAUAAAAAAACAAAACAAAAACCAAGAACCCAGUGAAAGGGGAGGAAAGGAGAAAUCUGAAAUCAGCCGUUUGCUGUUCUUCAAAACAAUGAUAUUAACAAAAGUGUUUAAAGGUUCUGAUCAGCUUUUAAAAAUCAGGGGUUGUGGUAACGAAUGUAUGAUGUAUUGUGCCUUUUUCUUUCUGCACAUCUUUUUUGUGCUACCAAGUCUAUAUAUUGUAUCGAAUAUUGUAUCUAAAUAUAAAUAAAUUUCCUUUUCUUUUUUUUCUUUUUUUCGGGACAAAGUUUCCUGAAGUUCAGUUUGUGCUGUUUUUGUCUGAUUGCUAGAAAAUAAAGGUUUUGCCUGAGGGGGAUUUGAUCAGUCCUCAGGGCAAAGGCGA
Messenger RNA from Oreochromis aureus, 4038 nucleotides. RefSeq names its product phosphatidylinositol transfer protein beta isoform. The record is from RefSeq and is a predicted model, not a curated record. Gene Ontology annotation, molecular function: phosphatidylinositol binding; phosphatidylcholine intramembrane carrier activity; phosphatidylcholine binding. Gene Ontology annotation, biological process: phospholipid transport. The coding region runs from base 77 to 1003 and encodes 308 amino acids. Gene Ontology annotation, cellular component: cytoplasm. The transcript is spliced from 12 exons. NCBI's taxonomy places the organism in Eukaryota, Metazoa, Chordata, Actinopteri, Cichliformes, Cichlidae.